AUGUGCUUUGGUGGAACAAGCACAGGAAGAACAACCCAUCUGCGGCGGCAUCUUAAGAUCUGUCCAGCGCGGCCUGCAACAGGCCGGAUGCAGCAACAGAGGUCAUCUCCACAUCCUGGUUCCACAGUUGAGAACAUCUGGAAGUUCGAUCAAGACAGGUCUCUUGAAUUGCUCAUCAAAGCUUUAGUGUCCAACCUUUUCUCCUCUCCGUUGACAAGCAGCCCAACUUUUAGGCAGUUUUGGGCUGGCAUCUGUCCUACUAAUGAUGUGGUACCACAACGUGCUAUUGAAGAGAAGUUUCUCAGUAUUUUUCAGAAUGAAAAGCUUAAGCUUCAGGAGGAAAUAGCACUUGCACCUAGUGGAGUUUUUCUGACAGCUGCAAGCAGUUCUCUUGAAACUAAGUACUUCAUCUUUUUGACGGUGCACUUCAUUGACAAAGAAUGGAACUUGAAUAGGAAAAUCAUCAGAUGUUGCUUUACCGGGUGUCAAGACUUUGAUGCUGAGUAUUUUGUUAGCAUGGUUUCCAAUUUGCAAUCAUGCCACAAUUUCAUUAAUGGGAAUGUGAGAGCAGCUGAAGAAGAAAUAGUGAAAGAGGUAGUACAAAAUUGGAGGAUUGAGUGGAAGCUUCUAGGAAUUUCAUCACCCAGGUCAUUAGGUGAUGCUGCUGUAUCGGCUCUGGAGAAGAAUCUUACAGAACAGAACUACCUUCUUGCCAAAUAUGCCCUAAAUGACCUUUUUGGUUAUGAAAUCAAGGAAUAUGUCUUUAACAACGAGAUGCCAAAUCCUCAGCUUAUAGACUCCCGAUCUUAUCCAGCCAAGCCAUCUUUUGCACAGCUAAAGGCAGCAGAGAACUUCUGUGAUCUUGAAGCCUUUGGUAGUCAUGCCAAAAGGUACAUCUCUGAAGUGCGAGGAAAGCUAUAUGAGCUCUUUCUACAGUACUCUUGUCAUGUUGAUCAACAAAAUGAUGAGAGCUUUGAUCAGAGAACCAACGAUUUACAGUUGGAUACACAUGGUAACAUACCAGUACAUGACGCAAGUCAAAAUUACAUUGAGCAAGCAGCACAUGAGGAACUGGGAGAAGUCAUUAGAUACCUUGAAGGAGAGCUUAUUCCACAAAAUGCCAAUUUCAAUAUUUUGAAAUGGUGGAAGGAAAAUGCUUCGAUAUAUCCAACUCUUGCCAGACUGGCUCGUGACAUCUUAGCAAUUCCUGGAUCUGCAGUCUCUGCUGAAUCUGCAUUUGAUGAAACUGAUGAACGGACGAGCCUUUUCAACCGGAAGCUGAGUCCUGAAUUAGUUGAGGCCCUCAUCUGUACCCAGGAUUGGAUCAAAUCUUCAGAAACAAUUUCUCAAGAAGUUGGUGGAAACAUAAACAUGCCUGCUUAA
Miscanthus lutarioriparius is the source of this 1383-nucleotide messenger RNA. NCBI's taxonomy places the organism in Eukaryota, Viridiplantae, Streptophyta, Magnoliopsida, Poales, Poaceae. The record is from the annotation of a GenBank genome assembly.